Messenger RNA from Phyllostomus discolor (pale spear-nosed bat), 2508 nucleotides. It is a transcript of the gene TMX1, whose product is annotated as thioredoxin related transmembrane protein 1. The transcript has 8 exons. Lineage: Eukaryota; Metazoa; Chordata; Mammalia; Chiroptera; Phyllostomidae. Bases 97 to 933 code for a protein of 278 amino acids. The record is from RefSeq and is a predicted model, not a curated record.
UGCGCAUGAGCAGAUCAUCCCGCGAGGGCGGAAGUGAGGGGCUGGUCCUAGGAGGUGGGGGCUAUCGCGGUUACUGGGGGUGGGCGAGCGGCCGACAUGGCGACUCCCGGGAGUCUUGUAGUUCCCGUGGCAGUGCUGGUGCUGUUGCUUUGCGGGGCUCCCUGGGCCCACGGACGGCGGAGCGACGUGCGCGUCGUCACAGACGAGAACUGGAGAGAGUUGCUGGAAGGAGAGUGGAUGAUAGAAUUUUAUGCACCAUGGUGUCCUGCUUGUCAGAAUCUUCAGCCAGAAUGGGAAAGUUUUGCUGAAUGGGGAGAAGAUCUUGAGGUUCAUGUUGCAAAAGUAGAUGUUACAGAGCAGCCAGGACUGAGUGGACGAUUUAUCAUAACUGCUCUUCCUACUAUUUAUCAUUGUAAAGAUGGCGAAUUUAGGCGCUAUCAGGGCCCAAGGACUAAGAAAGACUUCAUAAACUUUGUAAGUGACAGAGAGUGGAAGAGUAUUGAACCUGUUUCAUCAUGGUUUGGUCCAGGUUCUAUUCUGAUGAGUAGUAUGUCAGCUCUCUUUCAGCUAUCUAUGUGGAUCAGGACUUGCCAUAACUAUUUUAUUGAGGACCUUGGAUUACCAGUAUGGGGAUCAUACACAGUUUUCGCUUUAGCAACUCUGCUUUCAGGACUAUUACUAGGACUUUGUAUGAUAUUUGUGGCAGAUUGUCUUUGUCCUUCAAAAAGGCGCCGACCACAGCCAUACCCUUCCAAAAAAUUAUUACCAGAAUCUUCUCAACCUUUGAAAAAAGUGGAGGAGGAACAUGAGGCCGAUGAAGAAGAUGUUUCAGAAGAGGACACUGAACAUAAAGAAGGAACAAAUAAAGACUUUCCACAGAAUGCCAUAAGACAACGUUCUGUGGGUCCUUCAUGGGCCACAGAUAAAUCUUAGUUAAUUUUUAUAAAUAUCUUAAUAUAAUUUGGACAGAAACAGAAAAUUAAUCAUUUCUUUUGGUUUGAAGUGAACUGUGACUUGUUCCUUGCAGGAUUCCAUCUAUUUUGUCAUUAGAUUGAAAGGUCUCCCUUUAGAAAAGAAAAGGAGCACUAUGUGAAAAGUUUGAAGUAGGAUAUAACAGCAGUAUGGUGGUUUAAACAGUUCUUUAAAUUUUUGAAGAAUCUGGUGCCAAGCAAUAAGAUUUGUGUGUUUGUUUAAUAAUGACCUUUUUCAUAAUAAAAUUUUUGAGGUUAAAAAAUUACAUUUCCCAAGUAUUGCAUUAUUGAGGUAUUUAAGGAGAUUAGAGAAAAAGAUUUCUCAUUUAAUAAAAUUUUCUUGUUUCACUGUGUGAAAAAACAAACAAAUAUAUUUCCCAUAAAUGGGAACUUUGUCCACUGUCUCAAGAAAUACUAUUUCAGUGAUAAUUUUGUGGUCCUUUUAGUGAAAAUAGUCUAAAAUUUCCUCAGUUUCAAAUAAUGCAACUAAUAAAAAUUAACCUUAUUUUAAUUACAGUUUUUUUACACAUGAUAAUAUAGGAUAUGCUCCUGAUUUAGGAAGUUUUUGUAUGUCCAUGGUGUUGCCUUGAUUCCUAUAAAGUUUGGUUACAUUUUUUGUUUCUCUGUUCAGCAUACCUUUCUUACCAUGGGUUACAUUUUUCAUUUUCCAAAUUGGAGAAUAUCCUGGAAAUAUUUUUCAUAUUUUAAUAAAUAGUAUUUUAUUUUGUUGUUGUAGUACUUUAUUUUGUUGUUGCAAACUGAAGUUUACUGAGGGAUCCUUAAAACAAGAGCUGUCUACUGAUUUAAAAUUUUGGCCACUUAUUUCAGAUUUUAAAUUAUUCUUGUUGAACUUGGACUUUUUUUGUAUUUUUGAUGUGAAGGUAAACAUUCCAGACUUUCAUUUGAUGUGAAAAAGCCUCUGCAUUUUAUGUUUUAAAAAUUGAUGGAAGCUUAAUCUGAUAUAAAAUAAAGUUAGCAUUUUACUCAGGAAAAAGGAUCUUUUACAGUGUUAGCUUUCAAAGUAUAUUCAUCCUCAUAUAGAAAGUUCUUGAUUUUACAAAGUCAGUGUAUGCUUGGUGUUUUAAAAUCAUAAUAUUUUUAUGUCUUUAAGAAGACAAACUUUGUAUUCUACACUUUCUACUAUGUGGUAUUUCACAGGUGGGAAUCAGCAGGAUGGGACAUUUAACAUAUUUUUACUCCUUAAAGAGUUAGCACCUUACAGCAAAAGUGGGAUCAGUGUGGGGCGGCAAUAGAGAACUGUUUUGGCUACAAAAAGGUGAAAACUGUAAGUAUUCAGAAUGAUCACCUGUGUAUUAUGUAAUAGAUGAUUUCUGUAAUGUCCUCUCUCAUGUAGAUUCUGCUUCUUUGUUAGUUCAUUAGACAUACAGCUUCAUAGUAUACAACAGUUUUCUUUAAAGGCCUCUCCUUUAGAAUAUUAAGUAUUCUACCACUGAAGAGUUUGGAUGUACAGUAAUUUUGUGAUGCUUUAGGAAAAUAUUAUAAGCACAAAAUAAACUUUUCUAAGCCUUCACUAAAA